CCUCGGAGAGCGGUGCGAGGCCACGCCGGGAGCACCGAGAGGCGCCCGCGACGCAGCCGCCCCCCCCGCCGCCCAGCGCCGCCGGCCGAGGCGCCCAGCCCGGCCACGCUCCCUCAGCCUCGCCUCACAGCGACGGCCCGCGCAGCCAUUAACUCGGGGACAGGUUUCCUGCCCCUCGGCGGACACGACCCGCUCCGCCACCCGCCCGCCCCGCCGGUGGGAGGAGCGGGGAGCGGCCCCGACCCCGCGGCCGCCGGAAUCGCGGGCGGCCAAGCAGGCGGAGCCACCGCGGCAGCGGGCAGCUGCGAUAUGUCGCACCCGUCCCCUCUCGCCCGGCCCAGCAAGCCCUGCAACCCCCGCGCCUUCUUCGAUGUGGACAUCGGGGGCGAGCGAGUUGGACGCAUUGUCUUUGAAUUAUUUGCUGACGUUGUACCUAAAACUGCUGAAAAUUUCCGUGCGUUAUGUACAGGGGAGAAAGGAACAGGGCCUACCACUGGAAAACCUCUCCAUUAUAAAGGAUGUCCUUUCCACAGAAUUAUUAAGCAAUUCAUGGUCCAGGGUGGGGAUUUCUCAAACCAAAAUGGCACAGGUGGAGAAAGUAUAUAUGGUGAAAAAUUUGAAGAUGAAAACUUUCAUUAUAAGCAUGAUAAACCAGGGCUGCUGAGCAUGGCAAACGCAGGACCUGGUACUAACGGCUCUCAGUUCUUUAUUACAACGGUGCCUACUUCUCACCUGGAUGGGAAACAUGUGGUGUUUGGCCAAGUGAUCAAAGGAAUGGGUGUAGUUAAAAUACUAGAAAACGUUGAAGUAAAAGGAGAAAAUCCUGCUAAGUUGUGCGUCAUUGCAGAAUGUGGAGAGUUAAAGGAGGGAGAUGAUUGGGGAAUUGUUCCCCAGGAUGGAUCUGGAGAUGUUCAUCCAGAUUUUCCUGAAGAUUCAGAUAUAGACUUGAAAGAUGUUGACAAGAUUGUGGCCAUAGCAGAAGACAUAAAGAAUAUAGGAAAUACUUCCUUCAAAUCGCAAAAUUGGGCAGUGGCAGCUAAAAAGUAUAGUAAAAGUUUACGGUAUGUAGAAGCUUCUGAAGCAGUGGCAGAGGAGGUGGACAAACCGAAGUUAAAGAGUGUUGCUUUGACCUGUGUUUUAAACAUUGGCGCUUGUAAACUAAAAUUGUUGGAUUGGCAGGGAGCCAUUGAAAGUUGUUCAGAGGCUCUUAAAAUAGAUCCAGCAAAUACUAAAGCUCUCUACAGACGGGCUCAAGGAUGGCAGGGAAUAAAAGAUCUUGAUCAGGCACUGGCUGAUCUUAAAAAGGCUCAUAAAAUAGCCCCUGAAGACAAAGCUAUCCAGACGGAAACACUCAGAAUCAAACAGAAGAUAAAAGCCCAAAAGGAGAAAGAGAAGGCAGCUUAUGCUAAAAUGUUUGCUUGAUUUUUUUUUCCCUAAACUUUCAAAUCUAUGCACUAACUCAUGCACAAGGAUAAAUGGAGCUGCUUCUUUCAUUUGCCCUGUACUGCAGUUGUCAGUGUUUACAACUCAACAGUCUGAUAAUAAAGACAAACUGUUCAAAGA
Molecule: messenger RNA, 1563 nt
Organism: Grus americana (Whooping crane)
Lineage: Eukaryota; Metazoa; Chordata; Aves; Gruiformes; Gruidae
Gene: PPID
Product: peptidylprolyl isomerase D
Exons: 10
Coding region: 310-1422 (370 amino acids)
Biological process (GO): protein peptidyl-prolyl isomerization; protein folding
Molecular function (GO): protein binding; peptidyl-prolyl cis-trans isomerase activity
Source: RefSeq, a predicted model, not a curated record